Molecule: messenger RNA, 813 nt
Organism: Carassius carassius (crucian carp)
Lineage: Eukaryota; Metazoa; Chordata; Actinopteri; Cypriniformes; Cyprinidae
Gene: selenow2b
Product: selenoprotein W, 2b
Exons: 4
Biological process (GO): negative regulation of apoptotic process; positive regulation of filopodium assembly
Source: RefSeq, a predicted model, not a curated record
ACAGGUGGAGGUGAGCAGGGUGUAGUCUUUCUGACGCAGGUGUUUUGGUGGAUGUGUUGUUUUCUGUCUCCUCGAACAACCAGGUAACCAUUAACCUUCUCAGGUCAGAAUCUAAAGACACGAAUCAUGGCGGUCAAGAUAAAAGUCGAAUACUGCGGCGGAUGAGGCUACGAGCCUCGCUUCCAGGAGCUGAAGCGGGGCAUCCGCGCCAAGUUCCCGGAUGCUGAGGUGUCAGGCUUCGUGGGCCGAAGAGGAAGUUUUGAAGUACAGAUCAAUGAACAUCUGGUCUUCUCAAAAUUAGAAACAGGAGGAUUCCCUUAUGAAGAGGAUAUUAUGGAUGCCGUUGUAAAGGCUAAGGAUGGAAAGCCUGAGAAGGUCACCAGAAACCGUAAAGAGUGUAUCAUCCUCUAAAGCCCAGUACCAUCUCUUCUGUCCGGUCCACACCAGCAUCUUAAUGCUCUAUUGCAGAAAAUGGUUUAAUUGUUUUUGAAGCUCUUCACUUGUCUCCUUUAUCACUCUAGUUUUUUGGACGUACAUGAUUGCCGUAGUUCAAAGUUCAAAAGUUAUGGUAUGAAGCUUUAGUCCAGAAAACUCUGAACCUGUGAUAAAGAAGAUGAAGUGAAGAGAAGAGUGCCUUUUUUCAUUUUGCUUAAUGGUCAGUUUUCCUGACACAAUAAUCAGUUUGUUCAGGAGAUAUGUGGCACACCUAGUCUUAUUCUGAUACCUAAAAAUUACAUGUAUUGAGUAGGAUUUAAAAUAUAAAGUUAUAGAAUGAUUUUUAGUUGAUAGAAAGACACAAAUAUUGUCAGGGUA